This is a messenger RNA of Echinops telfairi (small Madagascar hedgehog), 777 nucleotides long. It is a transcript of the gene KLLN, whose product is annotated as killin, p53 regulated DNA replication inhibitor. NCBI's taxonomy places the organism in Eukaryota, Metazoa, Chordata, Mammalia, Afrosoricida, Tenrecidae. The record is from RefSeq and is a predicted model, not a curated record.
AUGGCUGCAGCUUCCGAGAGGAGAGAACUAAGCGCAGCCGAAUCGCGGCCCCGACGCGCGUAUCCUGCCGCAGUGCACAAAGAGUUCCGCCACAUCACCGCGGGUCUGCCCGCCCCCUCCGCCGCCUCGCGGGGAGCCCGGGCGCUUCGGCAGCCCGAAGGGAGACGGGAGGCGGACGGGAUCGCGCGGGGCGUGUAUCUUCUCCAACGGCUCUCACCGCCCGCUUCCCCGGUUACUCGGCUCAUUCGCCCUAAAAAUGAAAGCUUUCAGCCCAGUGCCCUGAGGGUGAGCGCAUCGCCCCGGAAAUUUCAAAUCCCCAAGAGCAACGGCCUAGGGAACCGUAGGAAGCUGCAGCCUUGCGAGUGGGCGAGCCGAGGAGACCUGGGAGGGUUCAAAAGGAGGUGGAAGGAUACGGGAGCCGCCGUCGGAACUACUUUGGGGAGGUCACGUGUGUUCCUAGUUGGGGAACUUUCCAAAUUCCCACUCCCCGUUGAUAGCUCCAGAAGCAGUGGCAAGUGCUUCCCCUCCUCUGUUCGCAGCGCCUCCAGCCCCGUGCUGGCCGCGGGACCCGCGGACGCUCAGAGCGAAGUAGGAAAACAGGCUCCUACCGGAGCGUGGUCGGGACUGCGUCUGGGGAGCUGGUUACACAAGCACUCUCAUCUAAGCACGUGCCCCCGCCUCCCCGUACAGCUGGUCGCCGCCCGAUUUUUGCAAACCACGAGGCGACAGAGAGUGCCCAAGGUGGUCCCACCCUUCUCUUGCUACCCAGAGAGCUAG